UCAGGAGGUUCUCGGGGUUCGGGGCUUCGAGGCCGGCUGUGCCUCCGUUUCCAGGGUGGGUCAUGGCUCCAAACAACCCGUGCAACUUGUGUCUCUUGAACCGGAGGGCCCCAGCGCGCCCCUUCCACCCUUCCUGCUCGGGUUGGGGUUCCAGGAUAGGUUCCUCCCGAUGCCCCUGACGUUUUGCUCCGCUUUUCCCGCAGAUUGGUCGCCAGCAUGGCCUCGGGUCUCGCCUGGAAAGUGAUGUCUGUCCUCCGGCCCCUGCUGCAGCCCGGCGCGCGGCUCCUCCUGCAGCCCAGCGCAGGCCCCCUGGCGUCCAGGCCGUUCUCGCUCCUGCUGCGGCCGCUGCGCCCCGACGCAACCGCGGCCUGGCUGCUCCCCGACCGCCUCCAGGCCUGCCUGCCGCCGGCCCAGGGCUUCAAGACCAAGGGCGUGCUCAAGAAGCGCUGCAAGGACUGCUACCUGGUGAAGCGGCGCGGCCGCUGGUUCGUCUACUGCAAAACCAACCCCAGGCACAAGCAGAGGCAAAUGUUGUAACGCGCGGGGCGGCUCGGACUCGGAGCAUUAAAAUGUCUUGGGCCGA
This is a messenger RNA of Suncus etruscus (white-toothed pygmy shrew), 583 nucleotides long. It is a transcript of the gene MRPL36, whose product is annotated as mitochondrial ribosomal protein L36. Gene Ontology annotation, biological process: translation; ribosome biogenesis. Bases 217 to 537 code for a protein of 106 amino acids. The record is from RefSeq and is a predicted model, not a curated record. Gene Ontology annotation, molecular function: structural constituent of ribosome. Gene Ontology annotation, cellular component: mitochondrial large ribosomal subunit; ribosome. NCBI's taxonomy places the organism in Eukaryota, Metazoa, Chordata, Mammalia, Eulipotyphla, Soricidae. The transcript has a single exon.